AUGCUGGAAGAAUCGAACCUUAUGGAGUCGGCUUCUAGUGCAGAUGUUUUUCUAGUACUUCCUGACCCCAUUGAAUUGACUAUUGAAGAUAGUGUAGAUGAAGACUGUGGAGGAACAUUCAAUAAUCUAAACAAAAAUAUGUUGGAUGCGGAAUCAGAAACUGUAAUUCAUCAAGAAGAAGACAAAAGCAUCUACGAAGAAAAUAUAAAUCUCUACGAAAAAGAAGCAGAUCUUCAACGUGUGACACAAGUUCAGGAAGAAGAAGAUACGGAAGAUAUUGAGAUAGAAACGGAAAUAGAGACACAAAAUGAAAAAAUUCAAGAUGUUCAAUCUCCUACAAAACAAAACACCAAAACAUCGUUUAGUCCUACAUUGGCACGUCUAUUGACAGCUCCAGAGAGAAGUGCGAUGAGUAACCAGUCUAUGGCUUCGUCUACACCUAUGUCGAGUAAUGCUGCGCAUCCUUCCAAUAUGUCGAUUUCAGAAAUAUUGUCGACGAGUAAAGCUUGCAAUGAAAUCACGAUUACUCCGGUUGAUGCAGAGUACAACGUCACUCCAUCAAAAGGAAAGAGUAUGGUUUCUGCUUGGGAUGAACAUUCGGAAGUGUGCUCUGGUUAA
Diabrotica balteata is the source of this 618-nucleotide messenger RNA. The record is from the annotation of a GenBank genome assembly. NCBI's taxonomy places the organism in Eukaryota, Metazoa, Arthropoda, Insecta, Coleoptera, Chrysomelidae.